This is a messenger RNA of Geosmithia morbida, 564 nucleotides long. RefSeq names its product Mediator complex protein. Lineage: Eukaryota; Fungi; Ascomycota; Sordariomycetes; Hypocreales; Bionectriaceae. Gene Ontology annotation, biological process: regulation of transcription by RNA polymerase II. Gene Ontology annotation, cellular component: mediator complex. Gene Ontology annotation, molecular function: transcription coregulator activity. The record is from RefSeq and is a predicted model, not a curated record. Bases 1 to 564 code for a protein of 187 amino acids. The transcript has a single exon.
AUGUCCUCCCCAGACGACAAACCCAUGGGCGAUGUCGACGACAACACCCACCAGCCCUUUACCGUCGAGGAAAACAUCCGGCAACUCAGCGAGAUAGACAGGAGCACGGUGCAGCUCAUGAGCCACACGGCUACAGCCCUCGACGCGGUAUCGAUGGGCUCGCUAGCAGGUGGCGGCGGUGGCGACGGCGGCAGUGCAGCGUCGGCCGCGGCGCAGAAGGAAGCUCUCCACUCGGCCACAGACUCCUUCCUCCACACGCUGCACAGCGUGGACGUCAGGAUGAAGAGGCAGAUCAUGGCCCUCGAGGAGGCCGGCAUCGUCAAACUCGGCGGCACGUCGAGGCAAGAGCCGCACGCGGCGGCCGCAGGGACCGGGACCGGGACCGGGACCGGGACGAUCUCUGGCAAGACUUCGCUGCGGCCCGAUGGUAUGGGUAACGUGGGCGGCCUGGACAUCGGAUGGCUGAACAGCCAGGGAUCCAAGGUGGAGAGGGAGAUGGAGGCGGAGCUGUGGGACAAGGCCAGGGCGUUUCUGGAGAGGCAGGAGGAUAAGAAGACUGGUUGA